Messenger RNA from Thermothielavioides terrestris NRRL 8126, 811 nucleotides. RefSeq lists its product as uncharacterized. Bases 162 to 767 code for a protein of 201 amino acids. The record is from RefSeq and is a predicted model, not a curated record. NCBI's taxonomy places the organism in Eukaryota, Fungi, Ascomycota, Sordariomycetes, Sordariales, Chaetomiaceae. The transcript has 2 exons.
UGGUAACUUGCCGGCUGCCGCCGUGAUGGAGAGUUGACGUGGGAUUGCGCCGGAAGCCUCCAAUUCUCUCUCCUCCUCUUUUUUACGACUCGUCGUCGACCACUACGCUUUGUGAGCCGCCCUGAGCUGAGCUGGGCUGAGCCGAGGGCCGCGCUGCGCUCAUGGAUCCUUCCCGCAACCCGCCCGCCGACAGCCUGGCGGCGGCCCGCGUUCAUGUCCGGGCCCUCACCGAGUGCGGGCUUUCGCGCGAAACGCUGUUGCGCGCGCUGCUGGAGAGUUACGACGACGGGAAUGCUGCGGAGCUCAGCACGACGAGACUCUCGGUUUCGACCACCAGCUCAAUGUCAUCGUCCGAGAGGGCGAGCGUCAUCUCGACGGCGACCUCGAUGAGCUCGGUGUCGUCCCGCGGCGGGACUCGGGCGGUCAACCAGGAUACUGCACCGCCACUGCCCGUGCCGCCCGCGCCGCCGGUCAAGGGCAACAACCGAGGGAGCUCGAAGCCGCAGGGCGCUUACUGGUGCACGUUUUGCGACGUCGCCUUCCAGCGCAAGUUCGACUGGAAGCGGCACGAGGACGAGUUCCACGAGCGCUACAAGCGCUACCCCUGUCCAAACUGCAACCGCAUCUUCUGGGGCGCCAAUACGUUCAACCAGCACCACAAGAACGCGCAUGGCUGCACGACCUGCCCGCACGCAGACCGUGUGGUGCGGUAUACGCACCGGAAGACGGCGUGGUAUGAUCAUCCUCUCCUUGCUUUUGUUCUUUGAUCGACCCCCAUCCUGCAUGCAAGCAUGGCAAACUGACCCAAUCC